Messenger RNA from Heterotrigona itama, 493 nucleotides. The record is from the annotation of a GenBank genome assembly. Lineage: Eukaryota; Metazoa; Arthropoda; Insecta; Hymenoptera; Apidae.
UAAUCCAUUUAUAAUGGCAUCUUCUCAUAGUGGUGGUGUAAAACCAAUGAAUAUUGGUUGGCGGGUAGUGAAUGAAAGAGAACGUUUGAUUGGUAUGUUAGAUGAAGAACGUGCAUGGAGAGCUAAGUAUCUUAAAAGCCAGCAGCUUUCACCAGAUGAGCCAUUAAUGUCAAAGGAGUAUUAUAAACAGUACUAUAAUCCAUUUCGAAGAUUCUAUAGAAUACCACUAAAUGCAGUUGAAAGACUAUUAACUCCUGUUAUGGGUGUUCAAGGUGCAUUAGUUAUACGUAUUUGUACAGCAAAAUGUUUGAUGGGAAUAUGUGCAAUUUAUGCUGGAUGGUACUACUACAAAUAUAAUACAGCUACUUGGAUGAGACAAUCCGCUUGGAGAAAGAUACCAACACGCUCCGCAAAAAUUCCAGGAACUGAAGGUUACAAAGGUCUGGAAAAGCCUCCACCUUUUGGUACAUUUGGUUUCGAAAAUUCUCCCAUA